GAAAUGGUGUAGCGCAUAGCCAAUCGGCAAGCGGUUGACCUUGAAAUCGAAAAUACGAUUGCAUACUGAAAAUAGCAACAACUAUUCACUCGUUUCCGUUCUAAAAUUUACAUACUUUUCUAGUUAUUUCGUGUGUAGAAGAUUCUAACAAACGUAAUAGUAGUAAUAAUAAUAACAUUAACAAUUUUUAAAUUUACCCAUUACCUAUUUUGUGGAUUCAAUAUAAUUCAUUGUUCAAUAAUUAAUAAUCACAAAUGGCACCAGGAAAAUCAUUGAAUUUACGCGGUGGUUCAGUUAGUCCAAGUGCACGAUCAUAUGAUGCUUCAGUGAUCAAAGUUGGCGGUGAAGUAUUUGAUCCAGAUGGAUAUAGAAUGGAUGUGACUGUUUGGUUUCGACAUAGAAAUGAAGCAUUAUAUUAUGUGGACAGUGGUGGUAAUGUACACGGACCGAUGGAUCAACGACAUACUGCAAGAUUGGGCAAUAUUAGUCGUAGUGGUCAAUUCAUCCCAGGAUCACGUUAUUAUCUUAGUGAUAAUCUGUCAAACGAACGUUUUAAACGACGUCAGUCAGAUAGUGGUGCAUGGGAUUCUCAUUCAGAAACGCAUAAUCAUCAUGUUCAUCGGGCUUUUCGAAGUCGUACCUAUUCCGAGACUAGACGUUUCAAUGAAUAUGCUGACAAUAAUAAUAAUAAUAUACGCUAUCAACAAAAUCAACAACCACCAUACUAUAAAACUACCACAUCACAUAAUAUUUUAAAUUAUUAUUCUCCAACAAAAUCGCAUAUUUCACGUUGGUCAUCUAUGCAAAAUACUGGAUUAUGGAAAGAAUCAUCAGUGAAUAGUGGAAGAUAUGCAACAACGUUAACAAGACAACAUAUUAAAAAACAUCAUGAUCCAGUGGAAAUGGUUGUUAAACAUACACCAUCAGGUGGUGCAUCAAGAGUUGAUCUACUUUCAGUGGAUAAUCGUCAAGGUAGUCUGCCACAUUUAACUUAUACACUGCGUAAUCAUCAUACUACUACUACUACUACUAAUACUACUGAAAUCAAUGAACGUGAACAAAAAUUACGAGAAGAAUUAUUAAAUACUCAAAGAGAAUUACAACAACUGAAACGAUCUAAAAGUUUAACUGGUGAUCAAAAUUUAAUACAUUCAACUACCCUGAAACAUACAUUGAAAUCAGGUUCUAGUCAAUAUUUGAAUGAUGGAUUUUGGACUACGUAUAGUUUGAAAAAGAAUGAAGGUCAACCGUGUGGAGCACGUAUUGCAGGUCAGUGAUACAGUUUUUUUUUGGCUAAGAUCUAUCUAUGCAUUAUGAUCAAGCUGACAAUGACGAAGCCUGUAAUUU
This is a messenger RNA of Schistosoma turkestanicum, 1347 nucleotides long. Lineage: Eukaryota; Metazoa; Platyhelminthes; Trematoda; Strigeidida; Schistosomatidae. The record is from the annotation of a GenBank genome assembly.